This is a messenger RNA of Halichondria panicea, 2244 nucleotides long. RefSeq names its product TNF receptor-associated factor 5-like. Gene Ontology annotation, biological process: protein K63-linked ubiquitination; regulation of apoptotic process; tumor necrosis factor-mediated signaling pathway. The record is from RefSeq and is a predicted model, not a curated record. The transcript is spliced from 5 exons. Gene Ontology annotation, molecular function: zinc ion binding; protein binding. Lineage: Eukaryota; Metazoa; Porifera; Demospongiae; Suberitida; Halichondriidae. Bases 135 to 1997 code for a protein of 620 amino acids.
UAAUUAAUUAUGAGUAUUGCUGGUGUAUUCAGUAUAAAAGCUCCAAGAUCAUGCAAGAAGCAAGCUGAGAAUCCUUCCUUAUGCAGUUCUUAAGUUUAUUCUCAUUGAACUGGAAACUAACUUGACGUGCUGGAAUGCCCGGCUUUGAAGCCAACUUUAAACAUCCUCUCCUCAAGCGGCAUGAGUGUCCGAUAUGUCUCUUCGCGAUGCGUCACCCUGUACAAACUGAGUGCGGUCAUCUGUUCUGUCGUGAUUGUUUGGAACCUGUUUUAAAACGAUGCCAUCCAGUUUGCCCCCUCGAUAAAGAAGAAAUCACUCAGGAGGGGACAUUCCCUGAUAAUGCUUGCAGGAGGGAGAUUCUGAAACUGCAGGUGUUUUGCAACUUUCAAAACUGCCCUUGGAUUGGAGCUCUCAAAGAUCUGGAGGGCCACUUGUGCAACUGUGACUACAGAGAUGUACAAUGCACCCAGUGUGGACAGUACAUCCAGCAGCUGGACAUGGAGGCCCACCAGAAGGAGCUCUGUGCAAUGAGACCCACCACUUGCCCUCACUGCAGCAAAGAUGUACCAACACAGCAACUACAAACCCACUUCGACAAGCUCUGCACUAAGAUAACGCGAGGCUGUCCCAACGAGUGUGACCCAUCCCUCAAGAUGAACCUUCAGGAGCUUGAGGAGCACACUGACCUAAAGAAGGGAACCUGCCCACUCUCUGAGGUGGCCUGUCCUUAUGGACAAUAUGGAUGCUCAUUCAUUUCCCUUCGGCAAAACAUCAGCACCCACUUGGACCAGUAUCGUGUUUAUCAUGCUCAAGUCCAAGCCGAGAGUUUUGAUGAGGUUCGACAAUUAAUGACCAAGAUCAAUCUGUUGUUCGAUCAUCUUCGAGAGAGACAAUCCAGGGAACGAGUUCAAGAAACACGAUCAAAUGCUUUGGAACGUCUUCAAGACACUCUGGAACAAAUCGAAUUCCUGGACGAUCGUAGAGACAGACAUGCAGGUGUUGGUAUUGAAGAACAAGCUACAUACAAUACAAGCAUACUGACUGUGUUUGGUGAUACUGUGACUGAGAUCGAUCGAAGUGGGGCUGGUGCACGCCUAACCUCUGGAUACAAUACCGGUAGUACUGCUUUGGAACGACUUCAAGACGCUCUAGAACAAAGGAUCGAAUUUCUGGAUGAUCGUAGAGAUAGGCAUGCUGUUCAAAAUGACGUUAAGAUUGAGCGUCUCGAAGAUCAGGCUACACAAAACACUAGUUUGCUCACCAUGAUCGAUAAGAGAAUUACUGAUAUGGAAGUCAAGGGUGGUAUAGGCCUAACCUCUGGGUACAAUAUCGGCAGUACUGCAUUCGGCCACUCAGAAGUCCCUAGUACUCCUAAUUUUCAGGGAUUUGGUGAAGCAAAUGUUCCACCCCAGCGUGUAGAGGCCCUACACACAAGAGUGGUUGAGCUGGAGCAUAGUGUCGACAGGGCUCUUAGUAGCUGUCUUGAUCAAGAGCUUCGGAUACAAUUGCUGGAACGUGCCACUUACAACGGCGUGCUGCUUUGGAAAAUCGAUGAAUUUGAUCGUCGAAGACGUGAGGCUGUAGAUGGAGUUACUUUGUCUCUUUAUUCUACCCCCUUUUAUACGAGUCGCCAUGGCUACAAGAUGUGUGCUCGAGUCUACCUAAACGGCGAUGGAAUGGGUAAAGGCUCUCAUCUGAGCUUCUUCUUUGUCAUAAUGAGGGGACCUUUUGACGCUUCGUUUCAGUGGCCCUUCAAACAGAAAGUCACGCUUUCUCUGAUCAAUCAAAACGGGAAGAAGCACAUCAGUGACAGUUUCAGGCCUGACCCUUAUUCAAGCAGUUUCCAAAAGCCUGGCCGGAGGGAAAUGAACAUUGCCUCAGGGUGUCCGAGGUUUAUCAGGAUUGAUCAUCUCCUCAAUGGUGGAUUUGUCAAGGACGAUGCUAUCUACGUGAGGGUGGUGGUUGAAACCAUGGACUUGCCCAAAAUCAUACCUUGAAACAUGGAUACAAAGCAUUCGAUAACAGAUUAGCAUGCUGCGUACACAAGUUUGAAUAAAUUACUUUUAUGUAAAGCAAGAACAUUAUGAAUAUAUCCACAUAUCUCUAAACUUCAACAUAAUCAUUAAAUUGAUCCAUUUUUUUCUUUUUUGAAUUGAUCACAAUUCUCGAACUUAUCUUGUUUAUAUUAGACAGUAUCCAUGUGCUGAUUGUGCCAAUAAUUAUAAAGUGCUGUGAAUGACAUAA